Messenger RNA from Recurvomyces mirabilis, 897 nucleotides. RefSeq lists its product as uncharacterized. Lineage: Eukaryota; Fungi; Ascomycota; Dothideomycetes; Mycosphaerellales; Teratosphaeriaceae. The record is from RefSeq and is a predicted model, not a curated record. Gene Ontology annotation, biological process: steroid metabolic process. The transcript has 2 exons. Bases 1 to 897 code for a protein of 298 amino acids. Gene Ontology annotation, cellular component: membrane. Gene Ontology annotation, molecular function: 3-oxo-5-alpha-steroid 4-dehydrogenase activity.
AUGGCAGGCGUGCUACCAAACCUCCCAGUCCUGAUUCCAGGCAUCCUUCCACCAUCACGAGAGAAUUGGGCGCUGUUGAGCUUUGCCUGGCAAUUCUUCCCACUCUUCACAGCUGCCCAAUGGCUCUCCGAGUUCUAUCCACAAGGCAAAACUUCCAUCGAAAGCAAAUUCAAUCUCCCAGGAAAAUGGGCCUGGUUCCUGAUGGAAAUACCAGGCAUGACGAUGGUCCUGUACUGCAUGUUUUCGAUCCCGUCGACGGUCGGCUUCGCUACCCCACAAGCACUUCCCUGGGCCAACUGGACGAUGGCCGGCGUCUACACAAUCCACUACAUCUACCGCGCCAUCCUUUCGCCUCUAGUUCUCAACCCUAGCAUGUCACCUAUCCAUCCUUUCGUUUUUAUCUCCGCCUUCGCUUGGCAAAUCAUCAAUGGCCUCUCGAUAGGCGGAUGGCUCGCUGGCUACGGUCCCACCACCAUCUGGGACUGGUCAGGAAAACUCUACUACAUCGAAGUCGGUCUCAUCAUCUGGGGCUGGUCCUUCCUAGGAAACAUGUUCCACGACGACGACCUCCGCGAGAUCCGCCGGAGUGCUCUUAAGCGCCAACAGCAAAAGGCUAAAGAGGAAGGGAAAUCCAUUGAAGGCGUGGACAAGCUCUACAUGCUUCCUAAGAAUGGUCUAUUCCAUUAUGUCCUGUACCCCCACUACUUUUGUGAGUGGCUCGAGUGGGCCGGUUUCUGGAUGGUUGGUGGAUGGGAUUGCGUACCAGCUAGAACGUUCCUGAUCAACGAGAUUUCGACCAUGCUGCCGCGGGCACUACAGGGUAGACAGUGGUACAUCAAGAAGUUCGGCAAGGAGAGAGUAGGGAAUAGGAAGGCUGUCAUCCCGGGUCUGCUAUGA